Molecule: messenger RNA, 2433 nt
Organism: Leguminivora glycinivorella
Lineage: Eukaryota; Metazoa; Arthropoda; Insecta; Lepidoptera; Tortricidae
Product: meiosis-specific coiled-coil domain-containing protein MEIOC-like
Exons: 10
Coding region: 67-2175 (702 amino acids)
Biological process (GO): meiotic cell cycle; female meiosis I; male meiosis I
Cellular component (GO): nucleus; cytoplasm
Source: RefSeq, a predicted model, not a curated record
UAGGUCAAUGAAAAAAAUGGCUUAGCAGCUCGUAUGUGCCGUGGCAAGAAAUAAUUUUUAAUUUAAAUGGCCUUCAGUGAUUUAUGUCACAUAAGUAAUGCGUAUAAAGCCGUCGAAAAUGAAACAGAUCAGUCGGAACGCAUUAUGGAAGAAAACUCAAUGGUCCGAGAUCUUAUCACAAAGAUCCUUGAUGAGACCGGACCCUCAGAAGGGAGCAGCUCUAUACAACCACAGGAAAAAACGCUAAGUACAGCUACAAACGCACAAUAUCCCAAAAAUGAACCUACAGCAUCAUUUAUACCACCUUCCUUUAACUUCCAAGAUCCAUUCAACUUCGCUCAAAAUGCCCAGACUGAACAACAUGGCUUCAACUUCAACACACAAAAUGGGUUUGGAAAUGGUUAUGUUAACUACCCUGAAGAAAACCUUCUCAUGGACCCUGUGGGGGAGCCAGAAGUGUCACAAGAACAGCUGAAUUUGCUAAGAUUAGCAGCUCAAGAAAUCGGUGGUGCACAGUUUACCAGUCCCAACAAAUAUGAUGAUAAUAAAUACUAUAACUUCUUUGAACCUAACCAAAGGAAUUCCCUGCCAGAAAUGAAUAUGUACAGUAACAACUUUAGACCAAACAGUCUGAAUUUAGAUAAUAAUUUCACAAACAUGGACUAUGCUCAAAGGUACCCCAAUAAAUUUGACAAUUAUGCCAAAGAGCAGAAUCAAGAGCCAGCAGACCUACUGGCUUAUUUAAACCAGCUAAACAUAAAUGUUAAUACAUUAGACCGCUCACCAGAUGUACCAAUGGACUUUAAAGGACAAAUGGAAAAUGGUCACUUCCAUAAUGACGAGUUCAAUAAAAUGCAAGACGAAAGGAACAAGAUGUUGUUCAACAGAAACUUCCAGCAACCACCAAAAUUUAAUGGCGAAAACAAUUUCUACUUAAAUGAAAUGAUGAAGCAGAUGGGAGACCGACCCCCACAGAACUUUGAUUUCCAGAACACACCACCGAAUUAUAAGCCUAAUGGGUUUCAUCAAAACGAUUUUAUGCAGAGGCAGAACCAGAUGAUGCCUAGAGAGAAUUUUCAGGGCAAUAUGGAUCAGAGGGGCAACUUUGAGGGCCAGAACAAUGCACAGCAGGCCAUGAUGAGGCAACAGGAGCUGGCUCGGCAGAUGAACAUACUCAUGAGGAAUCGGCCGCCUCCUAACCAGUUAAAUGUUGAUGUCUCUUUCUUGCAUGAAAACACACCUUUUAACCUUGGUUUAGGAGCUUUAUUGGGGCCUAGUCCACCAGUGCAACCGCCAGUGUUACCAUCGCCAAUGAUGGAUUUACCUCUACUAGCGCCUUUCUACACUAUGAGAAACAUCAGAGGGGCAGCGACGUCCUCAGGCAUCCUGCACGCGCGGCUGGACGCGUGCUACGAACAGUGGCGGCAGCUGGAGCGCGAACGCAAGCGCACCGAGGCCCGGCUCGCACUGGCCUACCCCGGCCGGGCUGUGUCUUCGUCCAACUCCAUCCCUGUGCCGAGGCUGCCGCCCUGUCCUACAAGGGUCGAUCGUCUGACUGUUGACAUGCUCAGAGAACACACUAAGGUGCUAACCCUUAUGGGCAAGAUGGAAACCCUCCGCGCCAGCGUCUGCGUCGCACAAAAGAAGGCCAACAAAGAAGACGCCAAGAUCACGGUGCUUAAGCGCGGCCAGGACCAGCCCGAGCCCAAGCACGUGGACCCCGACUCCUUCCAGCCCGCCUCCUGGAAGGACGACGUCAAGAAUCUCUCAGAAAUCGCGCCGCACAGCGAGGUGGAGAGCGCUAUGCUGUCGUGGCGCAGCGCCGUGGCCGCCGUGCAGGCCGCGCGUCGGCGUGAGCUCGCGCAGCCGCGCUACAUCCGCACUGACCCGAUCCUGCAACUAGCGGAAGCGGUGAAGCAGCUGGGCGUGUGCGCGCGGCGCGCGCGCUGCGCCAUGUGGUGCGACCUCACGCUCACCGUGGCGCUCGCGCCGGCGCCCGCGCAGCUCGCCAACCCGCAGCCCGCUAGCACGGCCGGCACCGCCGCGAGUCAGAAGCAGCCGCAAGCUCAGCAGCCGUCGCCGAAGUCGACCCCCGAAGCCUCAAACCCCCAGCGCAAAGCAAUUCCAAACCUGCCACCGAUGUUAAAGACGAUAAACCCAACGACGCUUCAAUAAAGACCGAUGCGAAGCCCGAAACAAACAACAACAAAACGAGCACGACCAACAAGCAGGCCGAGAAGGACAAGAGCCAGCGCAAGACGCAGAACUACCGCCACAAGCUCAACCAGGGCCGCCAGGACUUCUACCAGAAGAACCACAGGUACGAUACCCGCUUCAUGCAGAACCGACACCCCUACUACUUGGCCACCGGCCCCAUCAACUAACAGAUCAUCGAAAUAGUACAACAUAUAAGUUAGGGAACAUGACUUAACU